This is a messenger RNA of Chiroxiphia lanceolata (lance-tailed manakin), 9113 nucleotides long. RefSeq names its product nuclear receptor interacting protein 1 (gene NRIP1). The transcript is spliced from 5 exons. The record is from RefSeq and is a predicted model, not a curated record. Gene Ontology annotation, cellular component: nucleus. NCBI's taxonomy places the organism in Eukaryota, Metazoa, Chordata, Aves, Passeriformes, Pipridae. Gene Ontology annotation, molecular function: transcription coregulator activity; signaling receptor binding. Gene Ontology annotation, biological process: regulation of transcription by RNA polymerase II. The coding region runs from base 687 to 4175 and encodes 1162 amino acids.
CAUUUCUGAGCUUCACAGGUUCUUUAUUCCUUUACUUGUUUAUCCUCUGCAGACUGUUUGAGAGUCAUCCCAUCUGUUGCCUACCUGAACCAAGAAUCAAAUCCUAGAGUAGGACUGUGCUGUACUACUUGGUUGGAGAUCUACUGAUAUCCUAGUAUUGGGAAAGACCUAACAGAUCGAGCAUGAAAUUGUUGAGGAAGAAAAUUAACACAUCCUUGGACUCCUGAAGGAAGAGCUUUCCGGAUGGGACCACAUUCAAGGGAGGAGUGAAAAGCAGAUUCACAGAGAUCCAUCACUGACACUUGAAAGGAAUUUCAUGUGCUUGGUGGAGAUGGAAAAAGAAGAAAAGCAAGUUGGUUUCUUGGAGAAAGAAGGCAGCACAUACUUAAUGGAACUUUAUUUCUGUGGAACCAUGUUUUGAGUGCUCCUCCUAGACAUCGUCCGUGAAUAUUCUAGAUAUCAGCAGAUGGAUAUCAGCAGAUUGAUAUGAUUGGAAACCUGGCUCAUCAAACAGUAUACACUGGGAGAAGCCUGCUUAGAAUAAGACAUUUUCUCUUGUUUCUGAAAGUCUGUGAGAAAACACUAUAGACAUCUACCUGUUUUUUUCUUAAUUCUGCAUCUGGAUUCAGCAAAGCCAGUCUUUGAAGUGAAUAGAACCAGAGCCUUUUUGGAAACUUUUAUUGAACAUGACUCAUGGAGAAGAGCUUGGCUCUGAGAUGCACCAGGAUUCUGUUGUUCUAACUUACCUAGAGGGAUUACUAAUGCAUCAAGCAGCAGGAGGCUCAGGUACUGCAGUUGACAAAAAGUCUGCUGGGCAUAGUGGAGAGGAUCAAAACUUUAAGAUUUCAGGAAAUAUAUUUCCCAGCUGUCAAAGUAAUGGUCCAGUUCUUAAUACAAGUACAUAUCGGGGAUCUGGCAUGCUGCACCUCAAAAAAGCAAGACUGUUGCAGUCUUCAGAAGACUGGAAUGCAGCAAAGAGAAGGCGGUUGUCUGAUUCCAUUGUGGAUUUAGAUGGGAAAAAGGAAGCUUUGUUGGCUGGCAUGGUUGAAAAUGUGCCUAAAGGCAAACAGGAUAGCACAUUACUUGCCUCUUUGCUUCAGUCAUUCAGCUCUAGGCUGCAGAGUGUUGCUCUGUCACAGCAGAUUAGGCAGAGCCUUAAGGAGCAAGGGUAUUCCCUUAGCCACGAUUCCUUACAAGUGGAGAAAGAUUUAAGGUGCUAUGGUGUUGCAUCCAGUCACCUGAAGACUCUGCUGAAGAAGAGCAAAGCAAAAGAUCAGAAGCUGGACAACAGCCUGCCCGAUAUAACAAAGAACCUGCCCAAAGAGAGGUUUAUAGAAUCCCCUCAUGCAGUGCAGAGCGGACCCAAAGUGAUAAAUGAGCCCCUGUCAUGUGCUGCAAGGUUACAAGCUGUUGCAAGCAUGGUGGAGAAACGAUCCAGUCCUGCUGCUUCACCGAAGCCCAGCGUAGCGUGCAGCCAGCUAGCUCUGCUCCUUUCCAGCGAAGCUCACUUGCAGCAGUACUCCAGGGAACACGCUUUAAAAGCACAAAAUGCCAACCAAAUCGCAAGCGAGAGACUUGCGGCCAUGGCCAGAUUGCAAGAGAGCGCUCAGAAGGACAUGGGCCAGUUCGGUCUGGCAAAAGGAAUGACAAGCCAUCUCAAUGGUCAAGCAGGAUCAUCACCCAAACCAGUUUCUAGCAAAAGCAAUAUGGCACCGUUUCAGAGUUCAGUGGGAGUCAUGCAUUCGCCUCCCAAAAGUGGGGGAUAUAAAAGUACUUUGGAAAGGAGUAACGUGAAAACCUCUCCCAGCAAUAGUUUGCUCUUGCAUCUGCUGAAGAGCCAGAAUACCACCAAGCAUGUGAAAGGGCGUGAGCAGAGUGAGAGAGCCAGCAUUUUUGAAGACAGUAGCACACCAACAACUGUUGAUGAGUACUCAGACAACAAUCCUAGUUUUACGGAAGACAGCAGCGAUGAUGAAAGCUCCCAUUCUAACUGUCUUCCUAUAGACCUAUCCUUUAAACAGAGGACAGAUAAAACAGAUGCAGGUCCACCUGCAUCACUGGAUAACCUGACUCAGUCCUUGCUUCAUAACUGGGAUCCAAAAGUUUCCUGUCCAGAGAACAAGGAAGAGAAAGACACUCCGAAAGCUUCUAAGCUGAAUCCCCAUCAGAAAGUAACCCUGCUUCAGCUGUUACUUGGGCAUAAGACUGAAGAACAGGUAGACAAGAGUAAUGACCCUCAGGGACCACACAGUGCAGCUGAUGUGGCAAAAUUCACUGUUCAGACUGGGAAAAGGACUCCUGUUACUGACAGUCCCAGUGCAAAUCGAAUGACUCCAUUAAGCACUCCACCUUUGCUGGCUUCUACAAAAGCAGACUCUCCUAUAAAUCUCUCUCACCAAUCUCUAGCCAUCAAGCGCAGCUCACCACCGUAUGCCUGCAGCCUCCAGCCGGACAGACUGAUGAAUCCCGCAUCCAAACAUUUGAUAGACCUGUCUAAAAGCAAAGAAAUUCAAGGACCCAAGCUGAGCAGGAAUGACAGUCCCCAGAACUCUUCGGCAUUCAGUGCCAGCAAGCUGUUGCAGAACCUGGCUCAGUGCGGCAUGCAGACUUCCAUGUCGAGUGAAGAACAAAGAGCCAGCAAACAGCUGCUAGCAGGGAACAUGGAUAAACCUGUGGGUUUGAUUGAUAGAUUGAACAGCCCUCUGCUUACGAAUAAAUUGAGUACGCAUGAAGAAAAUAACAAAAUAUUCAGUUGUCAGCCUGCGCCCGCGGAACAAGGACUGCCAGGUUCGGAAAUAGAAAAUCUCCUUGAAAGGCGCACUGUCCUUCAGCUGCUUCUGGGAACUCCCAAUAAAGGUAAAAGUGAAAAGAAAGAGAGGAUUCUUUCAAGAGAUGAAAGUUCUCAAGAACAGACGGAUAAGGCUUUGAAUGAGCAAAUAUUGACGGUGAAAAUAAAAACUGAACCGUCUGAAGAACCUCAUGUUCCUUAUAAUUCAAAUGCACAACAAGUAAGAGAGUGCAAGGGUAACAAAUUUCAAGGUUUUGUUCAUUCACUGCAGAGAAACACAGCUGCUUCUCCGGCAUCCGAGGAGUUGAAAUCUGAGCCUCUUUCACCUCAAGAUUUCUCUUUUUCCAAAAAUGGCCUCCUAAGUAGGUUGCUGAGACAGAAUCAAGAUAGUUACCCUGCAGAUGAGCUGGACAGGAGUCACCGAAACAACGAGCUGACACACCUUGAAUCCAAGAGCCUUUGCACAGUACCUAAGAAGAGGAAGCUUCACGCUGAGCCUUUGGAAAGUCCAUUAAAAAAGAUGAAAAGUAAUGUGUCUGAUGCUGCAAACAAUCACGCUUCUCCUACCGAGGCGCUGUAUGGGCCUUUGCUUAACCAGCAAGAACUGAAAUUCAGCAGAAGUGAUGCUGAAUUUAAAUAUGCUGUAAGUCAUGGUUCAAAUAGUGAAACUGAAAAUAGGAGUUGGUCUAGAGAUAGUAAAGGCUUUAAUGUGUUGAAACAGCUGCUUCUCUCAGAAAACUGUGAGAGAGAUCUGUCACAACAUAGGAAUAACAUACUAACAGAGGGCAAGAAAAAAGGAAACAAAACCAGUGCAACAAUUAAUAAACCUGAAUUCACCAUUUCUUCAGUAAGAUCGUUGAUGGGAAGCCCUGUGCAGCAGAAUAAUUGCGUAGAUCAUAGAACAUUUCAGUAUCCUGUAGCAGUAAAGAGCCCUGCCAGUUCCCCCUUCCCUGAACAUUUGGGGAAUACGGUAUCUAGACUCGAGUCUGACCAGUUUAGCAUGUGUUCUAUGCCCAGUGAAAAGGGGCCCAUCAGAUGGGUGAUCACAGGCAUGGACAAGAAUGAUUAUGAGAAAGACUCUCCGAGACUGACCAAAACCAAUCCAAUAUUGUACUACAUGUUACAGAAAGGUGGCAACUCUCUUAGUAGCCAAGAAGCACAUGACAAAGAAAUUUGGAAUGAACCUUCAUUUACUGAGAAUUCAACUCAUGUUACAAUCAAAGAGGAGUUGCCAUCUGACACAGAGCUUAAAACUCCUUUUAGUAACUUAAGAAGCCCUUACAACAGCCAUAUGGGGAGUAACACCUCUCAUCAACAUGGUGGUGUGAAUGGAGAAUUGCAUGGACUUCUGGAAAAAGUGCGAACAAUCAAAAAAGAACCAGAAUAAACUGCAGCCUCCUCAGUGAGUUUACAAUCAGCGGUUUUGAAUCUUUGUUAAAAAAAAAAAAAAAGAAAAAAGAAAAAUGAUUAUCAACUUGACUACUGUAUAAAUUGAGCAUGAUUUUAAAAAAGCAUGGUCUAAUUGAAACAUGUUUUCAUUUGAUAAACUUUUUAUUUUUCUGGUGAUGUUAUUUAAAAUACAUGUAGAUAAACUUUGCUUUACAGUAGAUUGUCACAAGGAAACUAGAAAGGUUGUAAUUUGUACAAGAUGUUUCUGUAUGUAUCAGAUUAAGUUAUGAGUACUCUUUAAUCAGAGUCUUAUUUGGAUCUGCAAGGUUUUGGUAUAACAAAGUGUAAGCAUACAGCCUAGGUGGUGGUAAUGCUGCGUUUCCUCCCUCCCUGUAAAAUAAUCCUUAUUUUUUUGAAAGCCUGAGCAUAGAGACAGCAUACUUUUUUUUUUUUUUGAAUGUUUAAUAUGUUUUGUGACAUUUUAAGAAUAACUGUUAAGAAACAGAGCAGUCCGUCCAAGGUAUUAGCUCAUCAUAUUGGAAAACCUGCGUCAGUGUUAAUAAUUGAAGUGCACUGAAAUGUAUUUUUUAGUGCUUCCAAAAUUUGUAUUGUUAUUUUUAAAUCUUGUUUGUGGUCCUGCCAGAAUAGUGGUGUAAAAUCUAUUUUUCUUCCUUGCCCUGCUCUUGACGAAUGCCUUCCUCAGAAUUCUUAGCCAUAGUUAUGAGUUACUAGUUAUGAUUAAGGGUUUUUUAUAGGUUUUUAUAAAAAAGGCAGAUUUUCACAGGCCAUGCAAGUACUGCAUGAGUCCUUUUGUCGGCACAUUCCUGUCACUUCCCUGCUGAAAAGGGGAAAGCCAAAAUGCCUCUUGGAGUAGUGGAAUUGAGAAGGCUCAGUACAUGUAUUUGGUAAGGAAAAUGGUGGAAAGCCUGUGAAGCGGAUGAGCGGAAUUGUCUGUUCAGCACCAUCCUGCUUCCCUGCAGAAGAACACCAACUGUGCUAAAGCAGCACAUCAGGCUUCCACUCAAAGAUGGAAUAGGAUUUUAAUGAAAAAUGUGUUGGCCUCUUCCUACAACCAGGGAAAAGAAUCCAUAAUCUGCCAAUAUUUAUUACUCUCUCAACAGCUGAUGCAUGGUUUAAUGCAUUACCCUUUCACUGCAGAAAACCUGGUUUUAGAAUAAUUUUCCAGGUUGCACCGAGGAUAAAACUGUGGUUUUGUCAUGUUCUGUAAUGGAUAGUGGGACACGUCUGAGAAAUCCUCCUCUGCCCUUUUCCUCAAUCCCCACCUGUGCUGUGAUUUGUAACAUCUGGCAAUAUCAGCCUGAGAUGGGAAGAACUGAAAAUUGCAGUCAAAGCUGAGACACCUUAAAAGAAUUGCUGGCUGGGGAAGAGCUGUGAGGCGCCACUUUCCUGUUAGCGCUGUCAGUGUGAACUCCAUUUGCAGCCCUUAUUUCUCAUGAGGGAGGAGGAGGACAAAAUCCAGUUCAGUUCCUCUAAAUUACGUGAAUUAUUGGCAAACAGAAGUUUUGCUGAAAUUUUUACUCCCCUGGAAAAAAACUUGUUCUCUGUGGCUUCUUAAUUUCACUGAUAAUCCCCUCUCCUAUCAGCAAACAGCUGAGUAGUUGGCUUGCACGGAUAAAGAAAGCCACACAGUUUUAAUUUUGACUGUCUUCACCAUUGAGAGCCAAUGACAUGACAAAACUGCUCUUUCUGUCCAUCUCGUGUCCGCGUAGCAGAGAUGAGUGAUGGGGUGUUUUGCUCUUUUCCUGUCUGAUUUGGUUUCACAGAGACCCUUUUCCCACACUACUGGCUUGCUGAGGCAGAGUGAGCUGUUAUUCCCCCUCUCAUCCCUGUCCCCAGCCCAGGAUCAGUUCCUCCUUUUCCCAGUGCAGUUCCUACUGAAAGGGACUUCUCCUGUCUGCCAGCUGGAAAAUGCACCACUAUUCUGUUUUGUCUCCCCCCCAGGGGAUACCUUCUUUUAGGGAACACAAAUAUUUGGCAGUAUCCGAUAUAAAACAUUCCCCCUGGUUUUUAUGAGAAAUAACAGAGCAAUUUAAAGAUAUAUUUUUAUGUUAUUUCGGUGAAGCAUAAUAUAUUAAUGGGCUGUACAAAGCAGAUUUAUAUUUUAAAACCUUCACACAAAUCUAAUAUCAUUUUAAAUGUCAUUGUUUGAAGUAUAAUAUAAAAAUAAAAUUUUGUUUGUUUCUAAUAUUGCAUUUAUAAGUGGCCCAGUGACAAUUCAGAUGUCUCAUAGAAUAAUCAUUAAUGAGAUAAAGUAUAUUUUGGAUUGACAGUGGAACUGAAUUCUUUUUAUAUGAGUCAACCCAGCAGAAAUAUUAAAAAGAUGGUAUUUGUUCCAUCCAUUAAAUGUCUUUUAAAGUCUUAAUUGAUUAUUUUUAUUGAAACAAUGUGUAUAUAGGUAGGAAAUAUAUACAAUAUAGAAUAAUAGAUGUUCCCCGGAGUAAAUACAGGGUUAUAAUUUACUUGAAGGGCUCCACGAAAAAGUGCAGCUUGAGUGGACAUGGAAUAAUCUGGUCGAAAAAACUUCAUCAAAGUCAAGUUGACAUGAAAAAUAGAGAUGAGAAUCUGACCCUAAAAAAAGUUAUAUUGGAGUCUAGCAGUGUGCUGGCCUAUGUAUUUAUUCUAGGGUAGUCUAUUGUUAUAAUAUAUACUUUUGAACAUUUAGUUUGGAAGGUUUUAUAAAAUGCUUAAGUUAAAACGUUAACAGUUUGACCAGUUAAGGCUUUACGUUCUUUUUAGGUGAUGUUAACAAAAGGGUAUUGCCAUUCUCACAGACGUCAGUAAACUAUAAUAUACAAGAAUUUAAGUUUAGGACAUGCCGUUCAUGGAAGAAUCUUGCCUCUUGCAAACAUUGCAAUCUCAAGCAGCAGGUAACACAAGGACCUUGAGAGAGGACAGGACAUGCCAAGGGAGUGCUCUCAGUCAGCUGCUGGGAGGGCACCAGUCUCCUAUAUGAAAUUCUCCAGUACCACUGGUGUUGCCCCCUCCCUAGGGAAGAGAAGUCUUCUUUAAAUUUACCCCAUCCACAUUUACAGCCUUUAAACCUUAGGACCAAAGGCUCUUUAAUCAUUUUUUGUCUCGUAACAUGGGUAAAUAAAAAGGAGUCACUAGUUUCCUUGGGGACUUUUCCACCAGAAAAGAGGGGUGCAGGAACUGGGUUUGCUGCACCAGCAGAUGGACUGGAGGGCUGGCUGUGUUUUCCCAAGCAACUCAAAUAUCCAUGAUUUCCACCAUAUAUGAAUUGCAAACCAGGGUCAUCUUGGUACUCUCAGCACCUCCUAUCUCCCCCAGGCCAUUAGACCAUAGAUUUGAAGGGAAAUGGGGUCCUGUCAGAUACUGGCAGCAGCAAAGCAGUGUAUAAGCAGUAUAAGCAAAGCAGUGCAGGAUUGAUGGGUGUUGAUGUGUGAUCUCACCACCGAAGGGGCAGGGAGGGAGGGGAGAAUGUAUCCCAGUUGUGGCUGGGUGAGACUGCGGGAGGGAAAGUUGCCUCCACCUCAGAGCAGUGAAGAAGUGAGUUAGGGAUUUGUCUCUAAACCUGAAUUAACUUUAACCUCACUUAACUGGGCAGGGUUGCAGCACUUGGGUUGCUAAGUGCCCUAUCUACAGGUGCAUGCACUUGGCACAUAGCGCUCAAGCCAGAUAGAUUUGGGGAUUGACUUGUAGUCACCAUGCAGAUAUGCCUUUUUUUUUUCCAGAGGGAAGUGUACAGGACUCAGAUAACCAGAUUUUUAGUGUCUCCUCUGCCAAAGUUUGAGGAAAUGAUGGGGGGUAACACAUGACCACAGAAUCAAAGGUGUUUUGCUGCAGGGCUUCUCUGCUGAUACCACAUAACCAGGAGUCUCAGUGGGAGAAGUUUAUAAAUGUUAUGAGAUCAAAAGGGAAUUCAGCCAUAACUUUCACUUUUCUUAGCCAUUUACUCUUAGUAAUGUUUUUAAAUUUUUGAUUUACAAAUGUUUUUAAAAGAAAGAAAUGAGUGGUUUAAAUUUUCCCUGUUAAAUGUUGGUGAAAGUAUUACAGCUCUCAUUGACGUCAGUGACAUGAUAUUACCAGUUUGUUCUCUGCCACAUCUUACAGAGGAGUAAACUGGUAAGUAUAUAUUAUAUAUAUUUAUAUAUAAUGUAAAUAUGUUGACUUGUUACACCUAUAAUAUGUUGAAAUUGGUUUUUAAAAGGUGAUGUAAAUAGUGGUUUCCUUAAUGAAAAAUACAUAUUUUGUAUUGUUCUAAUGCAAAGGAAAAAAAAAAAACCUUUUAAUCUUUUUUGUUAUGUAUAUUCCAUGUAUAAGUGUAAAUAUGAUCACAUAGGUUUAAAAACUUUUGCAUGUAUGUAUACAGUUGCAAGUCUGGAAGAAUGUAUAGAAAAAUACUUUUAUUUAAAGUUGUGAUUACCUGCUGCAUGAAAAGUGCAUGGGGGACCCUGUGCAUCUGUGCGUUGGCAAAAAAAAAAAUGUCUUAACAAGUCAGGUCAGUUCAAAACACAACAGUAUUCCACUUCUGGACAUGACUUCUGCUGUGGUAUUUUAGCUUUGUGAAAGAAUGUGCUUCAAAUCAAAAGGGUCUGGGGAAAAAAAAAAAGCAAAACUACUUUUAAAACAUGAAGUGCUCAUACAACUAUAAUCAGUCAUGUAAGUUCAGGACUCCAUUUUGCGUAAUUGAAAUAUUGUACCAGGACUAUUCCAUCCCUGUAAAACAAAGGAAUAUUGGUUUUCAUUGCCAUACAUAAGAAUUUGGGAUUUUGCCACAACCAGUUUUAUUGUGAUGUGUCUUCAGUAAUUUAUCUAACUGGUCUCAUUUUUUUAUUAGAAAUUAAUUUCCUCAUGUGAUGUCACAAAACUGUACAUACUGCAGUGUGAAGUUUUUUUAAAUCUUUCAGUGUUUACUUCCUGCAGAAGAUUUGAAUAAAUGAGAAAAAUGCAUUGU